Gilbertella persicaria is the source of this 501-nucleotide messenger RNA. Its product is annotated as ankyrin repeat-containing domain protein. Gene Ontology annotation, molecular function: protein binding. The transcript is spliced from 3 exons. Gene Ontology annotation, cellular component: cytoplasm; nucleus. The record is from RefSeq and is a predicted model, not a curated record. The coding region runs from base 16 to 483 and encodes 155 amino acids. NCBI's taxonomy places the organism in Eukaryota, Fungi, Mucoromycota, Mucoromycetes, Mucorales, Choanephoraceae.
AUUUUAUUUUAUUUCAUGAUGGAUCAAGGAACAACAGACAACGAUCUCUUAUUAGCAGCCUGUAGAAAUGAUCAAGACGAGAUGCUUCAAGACAUCUUGAAAGAACAAGAUUAUGAUAUUAACUAUGCAGAUCCUUUAGGAGAUACAGCCCUUCAUUACGCAGCGCGUUUUGGCUCCCUUACAUGCCUUGAACUUUUACUUGAACAGCCUGGUAUUCAAGUGAAUGCACGUAAUAAAAAAGAAGGCAAUACACCACUUCAUUUAGCAGUUCAAUACGAAGAUGAUCCAGAAGUAGCUGUAGCCAUGGUCAGUGCCUUAUUAGAUAAAGGAGCAGAUCCACGUCUCAAGAAUAAGGCCAAUAGUUCUGCAGCUGAUUAUGUUGUGGGUCGACAGGAUGACAUGCGCGACUUGAUUGAUCAAAGUAUGGCAGGGUAUGAUAUGAGUGACUCUGAUGAAGAAGACAUGCAAGUCAUCUUUAAAUAAAUAAAACAAGCUUUAUUU